UGAACUAUUUACCAUCUUUUUAAUCAACCCAUGUUAAGGAUGAGAUGGUUGAGCUACUACAGUUCUGCUUUGGUAACCCUUCUUCUGGUUGUCUUCCAGGUACAUGGAAAUUGCAUGGUUCUAUCUCAAGCAGGCAGCAGUAAUGACAGUAGUGUUUUCGCAAGAACAAAUGGAACCCAUUUCGUAAUGAACAACAAGCCUCUCUAUUUAAAUGGCUUCAAUGCAUAUUGGAUGGUGUACAUGGCAUCUGAUCCUUCUACAAGGGCUAAAGUCACAUCUGCAUUUCAGCAAGCCUCCAGGAAUGGCAUGAAUAUUGCUAGAACUUGGGCGUUUAGAGAUGGCGGUUCUGAUAAACCUCUCCAGAUUUCUCCAGGUUCCUACAACGAGGACAUGUUCAAGGGAUUGGAUUUUGUAAUCUCAGAAGCUGGAAAACAUGGAAUCUAUUUGAUCUUGAGCUUGGUGAACAACUAUGAAGAAUUUGGGGGUAGGCCUCGGUAUGUGCAGUGGGCAAGAGAACGUGGCCAGCAAUUGAGUAACGAUGAUGACUUCUACACAAAUCCUACAGUCAAAACAUUCUAUAAAAGCCAUGUCAAGGCGGUGCUCACAAGAGUUAAUUCAAUUACAGGGGUGACUUAUCAAGAAGAUCCGACAAUUUUUGCUUGGGAAUUGAUGAAUGAACCUCGUUGCAGUGACUUCUCUGGAACUCAAAUUCAGGACUGGAUCAAAGAAAUGGCGUCCUACGUUAAAUCCAUUGACAGCUCUCAUCUCCUGGAAAUUGGGCUUGAAGGUUUUUAUGGGGACUCCAUGAAGCAGUUGAAUCCUGGUAAUUUACUUGUUGGGACUGAUUUCAUCACCAACAAUCAAGUCCCUGACAUAGAUUUUUCCACCAUUCAUCUCUACCCUGAGCAAUGGUUGCUGAAUUCAAGUGAAGAGGACCAGGCUGCUUUUGUGGACAGUUGGGUGAAAGCCCACAUCCAAGACUCCGAUUCCGUGCUGAAAAAACCACUUAUUAUUGGGGAAUUUGGGAAGUCUUCCAGGAUUCCUGGAUACAGCUUACAGAAAAGAGACGGCUAUUUUGUGAAGAUAUAUAAUGCCAUAUACAGCAGCGUUACGAGUGAAGGCCCAUUUAGCGGUGGGGUGUUUUGGCAACUCAUGGCCCAAGGAAUGGAUAGCUGGGCAGAUGGCUACCAAGUAGUCUUGGAGGAGAGCCCCUCCACUGCCAGUGUCAUUGCUGAACAGUCUCGCAAGCUAUCAUCAUUUACACAUGAAAAACGAAAAGAAAAUGCGUCUGAUAUGCAAAUGUAGGAAUCACUAAAUAAAUUUGCUCCCUGUUGUCUAUGUUCUGGAACAUGCAAAGAUGUGAUCAUCCAAAAAGGUACCAGCAAUGGGAUGCUUUCCUGAUUGCUCCCGUAUGUUGCUGGAGUUAACUAUAUAAGAUAGUUUUGUUGUUUACAAUGUGUUAGGUAGUUUACGAUAAUUUUUAAUUGAGUUCGGGAUAGAUUCAAAUUCGA
This is a messenger RNA of Manihot esculenta (cassava), 1511 nucleotides long. RefSeq names its product mannan endo-1,4-beta-mannosidase 4. The transcript is spliced from 5 exons. The record is from RefSeq and is a predicted model, not a curated record. Gene Ontology annotation, molecular function: hydrolase activity, hydrolyzing O-glycosyl compounds. Bases 31 to 1305 code for a protein of 424 amino acids. Lineage: Eukaryota; Viridiplantae; Streptophyta; Magnoliopsida; Malpighiales; Euphorbiaceae.